AUGGAUUUUAAGAUUAUAUUUUGGAAAAUAAGAGGCAUGAACGACUUUGACAAACAAGUGGCUGUGAAGAAUUUGAUACUUUCGCAGAGGUGUGCAAUAUGUUUGAUUCAGGAGACGAAGAUGCAUAGUAUGACAGAUUGGUUCGUUCGUCAACUUUGGUACGACGAGAAUUUUGGAUGGGCUUAUGUUCCUUCUAAUGGAUAUAGUGGAGGCAUUUUAACUAUAUGGGAUAGUAGCAGGCUUGAGAAGCUGGACGAGAUAUUCGGAAUGAAUAACAUCACUUCAUUGUUUUCCACAAGAGCAAACAACUUUCAAUGGGAUAUUUAUAAUGUGUACAGCCCUUGUGAUUAUGAACCAAGAAGGGAUUUCUGGCAGAACAUGGCUGAAGUGAGGGAAUGGUGGACAAGUCCUAUAUGUAUCGCAGGAGACAUGAAUGCUAUUCAUUCCAAUGAGCAAAGGAAUCACGGAGAUGGAGACAGCCGUAAUACAGCGACGUUGAACUCUUAUAUUCUGGAUAACGAGUUAAUUGACCAACCUUUGAUAGGUGGGGCUUACACUUGGUCUAACAAUCAAGUCGACCCGCUGCUGUGUAGACUUGAUCGCUUUCUUUUCAGUCAUGAUUUCGAGGAGGCGUUCCCAAAUGCUUUACAAGUGGUGUUGACAAGAACAAUAUCAUACCAUAACCCAAUUUUGGUUAUUUCUGAACCAAUUUUGCCUUCCAAACCUUAUUUCAAGUUAGAUAGGUUGUGGUUAGAGCAUAAAGACCUUGCUCGGAAUGUUCAGAUGUGGUGGGGAAGGUUGUCGUAUACGGGCAGUGCAAGUACACGUUUUUUCCUCAAGUUACAGAACCUAAAACACCUUAUCAAGCCUUGGAGAAAGCAACACUAUGGUCACGUUUCUAGAGACAGGAAUGAUCUCACGGCUAGAAUUCACGAGUUCAACAUUUUGGAGGAGACUGUUAGACUUCAACAUAAUCAGGUGGAGGAAAGAACUCAAUAUAAAUUGAAGCUUAGGAAUAUAGAAGUAAUGGAGGCGAAGAAAUGGAAUUUGAGGUCGAAACAAAACAACUUUUUAGGUGGGGAGAUUCGAAUACUAGAUACUUUCAUAGUAUAG
Messenger RNA from Papaver somniferum (opium poppy), 1113 nucleotides. RefSeq lists its product as uncharacterized. Lineage: Eukaryota; Viridiplantae; Streptophyta; Magnoliopsida; Ranunculales; Papaveraceae. The coding region runs from base 1 to 1113 and encodes 370 amino acids. Gene Ontology annotation, molecular function: catalytic activity. The transcript has a single exon. The record is from RefSeq and is a predicted model, not a curated record.